This is a messenger RNA of Fusarium proliferatum ET1, 1479 nucleotides long. RefSeq lists its product as uncharacterized. The coding region runs from base 1 to 1479 and encodes 492 amino acids. NCBI's taxonomy places the organism in Eukaryota, Fungi, Ascomycota, Sordariomycetes, Hypocreales, Nectriaceae. The record is from RefSeq and is a predicted model, not a curated record. The transcript has a single exon.
AUGGAUCCAUUCUCGAAACUCCCAUCGCUUGUUCAGACGGAGAUUCUUUUUCAUCUCCAGUCUGAUGCAAGUGUCAAGAAGGUAAUUCAAGCCUCGCCCUCUAUGCUAUGGCAUUUCGUCACUUACAAGAAAAGUGCCAUCCGCUAUAUCCUGAACGGCAUCGUUCCUUUUCGCACUUCUGGCGAUAUACUUAGUGAUGCUCUGAUAAUUAUCGAUAUUUCAGAUCAAGCGUCGGCCAAAAGAUACAAAGAAACAAAAUUCUGGCAAAGCAGGAAGCUGCCGAAGGACUUCACCGUUGAGCAGCUUCAGAUCCUCUGGCGCUUUUUUACCCGAAUAGUCCUCUUCAUUGAAGACUAUACCUCAAAAGCAACAAGCGUCUAUCCUCCCAGAGCUUACCUUGGCAUCCCAGAUGUGGUGGACGGCAGCGGAAGCUACUUUAAAGAGCAGAGACUAGAAACCGAGGUCGUCAAGUUCGCAGCCCUAACAAAUGCUGAGCGGCAUAGGUUCCUAUCUGCCUUUACAAGAUAUGAGCUGCUUUGCAAGAUCUUUCAUCUGUGGGAUACAGAUUACGAAGAACAAUUGGCGACAAGAAGACGACUGGCUGCAAUGUGCCGAGACUCUGAUUGUAGGAUACUACUGUCCGUUCAUGAAUACUAUACAGCUCUCUACGGAGCUUUGUUCGCGCAUGGUGCGAAUGCUUGGUUACCGGAUAUACCCGAGCUGUCCAGGACAGGGCCGUCGGCUGGGCAUUUUGUCCCCUCUGAUUACGGAUUACUAUUCCCUGACAAUACGUACCUCGAUGCUAGAGAGUAUGAGAAAGACAUGGAUACAAACGGACUUCAUUUGGCCCGAUCGUUGCCCUCUUGCGGUCUAGAUUGCUCAAUGCAAAUACUGGUUUGUGUAAGAAAGGAGUCAUGGCACGACUCCAUUCUUAGAACCUGGCUACGGACGUUACCUUAUUCGCAGUCGAUUUCAUGGACCAAACUUCUCCCCGAUAGCCUCACUGAGACGGAAUUUCACUGCUACAGUCAAACGCGGGUAGAUCAGCAAGGCCGCAGCGCCAUCAAUUGGGGCAGAGUCACGACAUUCACGCUUGGGAAUCAACGCCACGAGAAGUUGAAAGCGAUCCAACUUGCCACUUACCGGCAACGAGCUUGGGGUCUAUUUGAUAACGACAGGCUGUAUGCGAAGCAUACCAACCAUUUCCCAAAUUUUGAUGAUCUUGAUCGAAUGCGCAGGGAAUUUUCGGAGGACCGGUUUCGUGCGCCUAUGCUAGAGCGCAAGCAUAGGAGGUCCCAGAAAUGGCAGAAUUUUGAGGAGGUCUUGUAUACCCCGCGUACACCAUACAGUCAUAAGGAAGCUAUUGCUGAUAGAGACACUAUUGUUGGGCAUUUGGGGCCUAGCGUUAGAUUUUUUGGUGCCCCUAAUCAGAAGCUGCCUAAUAACAUUAGGGAAGAUUGGCGACAGGUUGCUUAUUGA